AUGAGUGACGCCUACGAACGGGAGCAGCAGAACAAUGCGCUACUCAGCGGUCUGUCAUCCAAAGUGUCCGCUCUGCGAUCUGUGACCAUCGACAUCCACGACAAUGCGCGGGAUCAAGAUACGAUCGACCACACGAGCGAAGUCUUCUCUUCUUUCUCGACGAACCUCAAAGGUAGCGCUUCCCGCCUGACAAUGAUGGCAAAACAAGGCGACACUGUCGCAGUACUGAAAGUUGCUGGUAUCUGCAUCGCUGCCGGAUUCCUUAUUUACAUCAUUCUCGGCUGGAUCUUCUGA
This is a messenger RNA of Penicillium cataractarum, 294 nucleotides long. RefSeq names its product SNARE domain- containing protein. The transcript is spliced from 3 exons. Gene Ontology annotation, biological process: intra-Golgi vesicle-mediated transport. The record is from RefSeq and is a predicted model, not a curated record. Bases 1 to 294 code for a protein of 97 amino acids. NCBI's taxonomy places the organism in Eukaryota, Fungi, Ascomycota, Eurotiomycetes, Eurotiales, Aspergillaceae.